AUGAAGUCAGACCAAGUCCGACCGGUCGACAAAGCUGACGUUGAAGGCAAAGAAGAUUUCACGGUCGAGAUUCCCCGAUUGAAGAGCAAUGUCCCAAUCUACAUGUGCCGACCGGACAAUACGAAGGAGUUGAUCGCGGAGGUCAAUCUCUGGAGCAUGGGGGUCCGGUACAACCUGCAUAGACUUCUCGGGGAUGGGCCUCAGCUCUACGUCGUGAAUGCAUAA
Fusarium tjaetaba is the source of this 225-nucleotide messenger RNA. RefSeq lists its product as uncharacterized. Bases 1 to 225 code for a protein of 74 amino acids. Lineage: Eukaryota; Fungi; Ascomycota; Sordariomycetes; Hypocreales; Nectriaceae. The transcript has 2 exons. The record is from RefSeq and is a predicted model, not a curated record.